UGCGUGUCUCUCAGGGACUUAAGGGCUGGGUUUUGUUGAAACAAAACGUGCUGCUUUCCUGAGACGACUGUCCCAUUCAGAAAUGAAUAGCGGUGAAGCUGCCCCUCAGGGCAAAGAUGCGUUUUAUGGUCUUUUAGAGAAACAUAAGGCUCGCCCCUCUCUGCCAGGCGUAGAAUGGGCCAAGAAAAAUUGGCAUAAUUUGCAAAGUGUAACAGACCGAGUAAGCGCCUUGCAAAAGGACGCAAAACUCCGGCCCGGAAAGGGUAAAUCGAUUGCGGCGGCCAUACCGGGCGCCAGCUUGGCUGCUGCAGUAGAGGCUGGAGAACAAACGGCUGAAUCGCGGUUCAUACAAACUUUACAAGACCUGGUCCGAGCUCUGCAGGACCAGGUAGUUAACUUAAAAGAACAGUUAGACAAAGAGAAAAGUCAGGCUAACUACUUGCAAUUAGCCCUGAAAGAGCAACUCCUGGCAGAGAAAAGCGCCUCUCCGCCGUCCGAGAAAACAAUUGAAUACCCCCACAAUGGCCUGGAAGAGGCGAGACUAAGGUUAGAAAAAUUAAAUGUUCCUGCCGCUUCUCUCCGACCCUUGAAAAAAACUGAAUAUACUUACAAAGACGGAGAGGACGAAUUCCCACCAAAGAGGUUCCGUACUGCUACGGAAUUAGCUAAACUUAAAAAGGAAUUCGGUCGUACUCCAAAAGAAUCAGAAACCGAAUCUGUUUGGAGAGUAUGGCUGUCUGGGGGAGAUAAAAUUUUACUAAGUGAGAAGGAAGCUGAGGGAUAUUGGGGGCCGGGAGUAUUUUUAACCACCGGUAACCACCGCGCACCCUGCGCGUUAACUCAAAGAGCAACUUACUGGGCUGGAGGACUUAACCCUUUGGAAAGGGGAGAUCCCCUCUCCAUCACAGGGACAGUCGACCCGUUGGUAGAAAAUGUACAGAAAGCGGCAUGUCUGCAAAUGAUGUACGAUCGGGAACUUAAACAGGAGUCCCCGAUGAUGAUACCGGUCGAUCCCGAACAUAUGACUCCCCUUAUUCGGGGUCUCCCCGACUCCUUGAAAGCCGUGGGGAUCCAGUUGCAGGGAAAGAGACAAGCAACACCCCAAAGUGAAAAGGCCAUUGCUGCCCUGAAGGGACUGCUAUCACCUGAUCGAAAGGCAGAAAAGAAAGUAUGUACAUGGGGGGAAGUUGCCCAGGAAUUGUAUGGUCCUGUCAAUAUUUCUAGUAAAAUUGAUACUAAGGGACCGAGGCGAACUAGAGGUGAAACCGCUCCAUGUCCGACUAAUGGCAAACGCCCGUCACCCCCUAAUUGGCCGGGAGGCAGAAAUGUUCCUAAUAAAAGGCAAGAGUUGUGGACAUUGGGGUGGUGAAAGGGUGUUCCUAAAGAUUUAAUGGGUGGAUUACCCACUGAUGAAUUGGAAAAGCUGGUGUUAGAGUGGCCCGAAAUAAACCCCAUGGGCCCUAAAGGAAAGGAAACGUGA
Strigops habroptila (Kakapo) is the source of this 1480-nucleotide messenger RNA. RefSeq lists its product as uncharacterized. The record is from RefSeq and is a predicted model, not a curated record. Lineage: Eukaryota; Metazoa; Chordata; Aves; Psittaciformes; Psittacidae.